Molecule: messenger RNA, 3118 nt
Organism: Amoebophrya sp. A25
Lineage: Eukaryota; Dinophyceae; Syndiniales; Amoebophryaceae
Source: the annotation of a GenBank genome assembly
AGAGACCACAACAUCUUGUUAUUUUUGGGACAAUACCCCCCGUGAAAGCACAACUCGCAACCCCAAUAUUCACCUUGGUGUUGAUUUUCUGAAUAUGUUUGCGAAGAUUAUCACCCCAUUAUCGUUACCUCCUUGUUGUAUGCAGAUUUAGCUUAUACCUAUGGGACAACCUCCGUAGCGUUUCAAUGGUACUUAAUUCUUUGCGAAGUACAGUGAAGCAUUUUGAAGAUCACUAGCGGCUACCGAUGCAGGUGUAAUCGCCUUCUGUUCAGCGAAACUUCGAUGACUCCCAGAAGACAGUAAAUGGUUUGGUCGCUCUACUAUGUUGAACAAGUGUCCUGAGGAAAAUCUCUUCCUUGUAUAACAAGCAGCUUUCGUCGACUUGCGAACGGUCUGCAGUCAAUUUUUCUGCGUCGGGGGUAAGUCAGCUUUUUUUUCACUGGUGCUCCUGGCUAGAAACGAUUUGCUGUAGCGCUUCGGAAGUACAUGUGGGCUAGAUUUUGUCGAAACCUGAAGGGGUUCUCGUCACAACGGUCCACUCCAGUACCCGAGAACACGGUAGGACUGCGUGGUCAAAGGAAAGCGGAGUGUUCAAAUCUGGAAUGAGACUCCAACCACAUAUUUCAUCGAACGCAGCCUUUCACUGGGGACACGGCGGGAUCAAACAGUCUUUUGCCUGCGACACUGCGUUACGGAUCCAGACGCUAGAAGUUAUUCUCCGCGGACUCCACUGCCCUCCGUUGUUGCGGUCGUCGGUCUCUGCUCGUACUUUUCGGAGUUUGUAACCACAGAACUACGCGAAGAUGUUUAACGGAGCGUUUUUUCGGAACAUGAAGGAGAAGAUGUUCGGGGUGCCGAGACGGUCAAAUGCCUUCGAUGGGGAGCGGUCGACGCUUACAGAGUUCGAUCGCUUCAUCUCAACUGUUUUGACAACCGCGCAGGACUUCUCAAUGUCGAUGCAGAAGCUGGCCACGCUACACGAUAAUCUCUUUCAGGUGAGUCUGCAAUUUCUAUUGGAGAAAAUUGCCUUUACUCUUUGAUCUUCCCAGCGCGAUGUCACGAAUGCACAUCAAUCACUCGUAAUCCCUAUCAUUUUCAGCUUUGCGAUAGUCUCUAUCCGGUAGGAAUGCCAGCAAGAACGAAUGUAGUGGCUAUCAAGGACCUGUUGGAGAUAUUCGCGCAGCGCUACAACAAAGCGGAAGAAGUGGUAUUCAUUGAUUUUUACGUGCUCAACAAUUACUGAGGAUUGAAUUCUCUUCUCGUUGAGGAGAGAGGAUGAACAAUGUAAUGAGACGCCUAUGAAGUUCAUCUCAACAGCAACUGAAUUUUCGUGACUCUGUGUAUCCUAUGAUCCUGAAAUUGAAAAUUCGCUCCAGUUGCAGCACAUUCGAGACUCAGCAGGGCAGGCGUCUCAGAAAAAUCAGACGGUGUUUGCUGCGUUGGAUUCAAUGGAUAAGUUACAAGGCCUCCUAAACCAUUACGACGAGAAGCUACGGAAACUGAAGGAGCAGUUGCAGGAUGUACAGAGAUCAGGAAAUCAACAAAGGUAGCUGCUAUGUUUAGAUUUGAGCAGUAUUAGAUGUUGCUGAACGCCUGAUGACAUUGAACAGCGGAAGAUGUGAAAUAGAAAAUGAUUGAUGCGUGAGUCUCCUGAGGAACAAGAUUCCAAGGAAUUUUCUUAAGUUGAGUGUAAAACAAGAUGAACCUUUCUCAUCUGUCAGGAUUGACGGUCUCGUGACGAAGAUCCAUCGCAAUGAGGGCAAGCGAAACGGACACAAAACGGCCUACGAUAAGGUGACUCGCGAUGUGGACUUUGAUUUGAAGGAUAUCAUCGAAAAUCGUGUGCGAACUGCGAACUAUCUCAUUUCGGAACUCGCUGAACUGUAUGCAGUAGCCUUCGACGAUCUUCAGAGAGUGUUGACGCUUCUGCGCGAGCAAGGUGCGCAGUUGAAAAUCCAGGCCGGGCGGGAAGGAGGUCGCGACAGCGUGAUGAGUCCAGGCCGACUCGGGUCGAAUCUCGCGCCACCAGAUGCACCUGGCUCGUUCGCUGGAGGCUCCAUGGGCGGACCCGGUUCUAGUUUUGGCGGGCCACCAUCUGCCGGCGAUUUUCAGAACAAAGGUAGUGGUCCGCCGCCAGGCUCUUCAGUCGGAAUGGGAAUAGGAAGUUCCCAAUUCGGUCCAGGAGGCGCAUCAAGUAGCAGUAGUGCACAUCCAGGUAGUGGAAUGAAAGGUGGGAUGCAACAGCCAGGCAUGGGAUCCUCAAUGGGCGGAGGAGGUGGUCCGUCACCGGGAGCGAUGCCAGGAGGCAAGGGUAUGCCGCCAGGACCUCAAGGGGGGCCGCAGUAUGGAGGACCUCCAGGAGGUGGUGGCUAUCAACCACCGAGUGGCGGUUAUUCUCCGAACACACCAGGAGGUGGAUUCGCGCUUCCAGGUCGAGAACCUAGCUAUGCGAGCGGUGGGCCACCCGCUUACGGUGUGAGCCCAGGAUCCUCGCCUUACAACUCGCCGAUGGCUCCUGCGCAACAGGCGAGUGCAUGGGGUCAACAGUCUCCGCCUCCUCCAAUGAACUACUUGGCACAGCCACCACAACAUGCUGGACCACCAUCAGGGAAUUAUGGAGCACCACCACCAGGCGCAGGUCAAUAUGGUGGUGGACCGCCACCUGCUGGUCAAUACGGUGGCGGGCCUUCUCCAGGAUACGGUGGCGGCGGACCGCAACACCUUCCACCAAGCGGAUACGGCGCUCCACCACCAGAAGCACAAUUUGCGCCACCACCUGUGGGAGGAGCACGAAACCCAGCGAUAGGUAGGAGUAGUGACACACCGACAAUAGCGAGCCCAGAUCAAGCAGGGGGGAAGAGGAAAAAGAAGAAAGCACCACAGAGCGAAGAUUUCGGAGGUUUUUGAGUGGUGGAUAAACAACCUGUCUUUUUCGUUUCAAAGCUGUGUUGUGUUUUGGUGAAUUCGUACAUUAAUAUUCCCCUCUGCAGCUCUACCUACGCAUUAGAGAGAACGCAAGUUGUUUAUUGCUUUUUAUAGAAAAGGUGGCUUAGUACGCAUACUUGAUGCUUUUACCCAACAAAAACGACGCUGGAAAGAUGACGUGGCGCAAAGUCGU